Molecule: messenger RNA, 9126 nt
Organism: Ectocarpus siliculosus
Lineage: Eukaryota; Phaeophyceae; Ectocarpales; Ectocarpaceae
Source: the annotation of a GenBank genome assembly
AUGGGCCUGAGCGGAUCCGGAUCUACAAAACCCAGGACGAGAGCGGAGGUCAAAGAGCAGGGAAGGGUGCGAGAGUGGGCGAGUUUUUGCAGGCGCAAGACGUAUCUUUCUCUGGAGGAUCUUUCUCUGGAGGAGCGGCCACGGGUUGCAAGGAAGGGCGCUGUCACGCCGUUUUCUCUCCAACUUAUGAGGGUGGAGGGCUGGCGAGUGCCUUCAGUCUUGGUCGACCGUGCUAGCGCCGCCGGCCAUGGACUGCGGUUCUCUGUGAGCGUGAGCUUCUACCAUGCUGGAUCGAAACGGUUCUACGGGGACACGUUCAUGGGAGAGCUCUUGGAUGAGGAGGACGAAGAGCGCGUGGAAGUGGUGUCGGAAAGACGCCAAAGCACUUUUUCUUCGGGGAUGAAAGGGAGAUCUCGCAAGCAACGGGGCCGCUCGAAACCGAAAAACAACCGGAGCAAGAACAACAGCAGCAGUCGACGUCAGGGACGGGGCGGGGAUACAAACGAUGACGAUUCGGACGACCGCGACGACGACGACGAGGAUCAGGAGAUGGAGGUUGCCACGAGGCACGAAGAGCUGCUGUACUGGUACACCGGCUUCGAAGACCCCAACUGCAUUGCUGUCGUCGAGCUGGUGGCCACGGUUAUGGACACGGAGAACGGUGUACAGGAGGGGCAGUACGGGUGCGGUUGGACGUUUAUCCAGUUCUUUGGACCGAACGAGCCGGAGGCGGUACAGCAUAGAGAUGUCUACCACGGGUCCCCGCGAAACCUGCUGUUUUUCGAGCAGGGCGACUGGGGAAGCGUUGGGGAGACCGUUAUCCCCGGAUGUUCCCUCUGGUUCACCCUGUCGGUGUGGGAAGGUCUGCUGAAGGCGAGACACCUGUUUCGCCCUGACGAGAUCGUGUCAGCGGUCGAUGUCCUCCCAGGCACCCAGACUAAACAAAUCACCGUGCCGGGCAAGCCCGCCAAGUUCGGCCCUUUCUUGGGCCUCAAGAUCGACGAAGUUUCAAAGGCCCCGUCACGACGACGCCGAGGAGGUGCGGGCGCUUCUAGAGAGGGGAUGGCCUGGAACAUGUCUCCGGUCCGGCCUCGCCUCGCUGCAUCCUUCGAGUUCCGCCUCUCGGCGCUACAGGUCAUCAUUCCAGGGCGGCAGGGCUACGAGCGAGACUUGCUCAAGCACCUUGGAGAAGACGUCCCAGACCAGGAAAUUGUGAAGACCACGACGCACCAGCACACCCUGGGAUUCUCCACCACACAGCGAGAAGUUGUGACGCCUUCGUCAGGAGGAGGGGGGAGCGGGAGGGGCGAAGGGAGGGGCGGGGGUGGCGGGAAUAGGGCCAAGAUAGUGGAUAGGCGGGCGAAAAUCGGGUUCCACAACGGGCACACCCUGGUUCUGCCGCAUGAGUGGGUGGAGAGUCACCUGGAGGAGACGAACGAGACUGACGUGCUCAUGCUACCGGAGGAGGUGUCCUCUCUAAGCGUCGAUGGCUAUGUGCCCCACCCGCUCUUCGCGCUCGUCGUCCUCAUCGAGUACACCAUCAGGACGAGGCCCAAGGCCGCGGGUGGCGGGCGAGGCGGAGGGGGUGGGGGUAGGGCCAGGAAGGGGGACCCCCUGGCGCAGGCACAGGCAGAGCUCAGUCAUGCCGCCUUGCCCGUGGUCGUGGGAAUGCAGGUCUUCCUCCCGCACGAUGGCAAGAGGCUUCGGCUCCGGAACACCCCUCGUGGCGAAGAGAAUAUGGACAUCAGUCUGAGGCUCGCUGCCGACAAGAAAGUCCGCCUAGUCACCACGGAGCUGGUUUACACCAACAAGAACCACCUCCUGGAUGAGGCGCACGGCGGCGCCAGCGACGGCGAGGACGGGCGAGGUCCGAAGAUGGUCUAUUUCGACCUCAAGGCGUUUGACUCCCAUGGGAAGAGACUACAAGACGAAACGCCCGCCAGCGCUGAUGAAAGCCCGCUCGAAGCUGACUGGGGACCACCGAAGCAAGAAGCGGUAGAGAGCAGCAACGGGACUGCUUCGUCGAGCGUAGAAAGCACCAGCAGCAGCUCUGAAUCGUCCACGGAAAGCUCUUCCUCUUCCUCUUCCUCUUCCUCGAGUCAGAGCGAAACCCCGGCGCCAAAGACGCGGAAACCGACACCUCCUACAAGACGGAAGAAGCCGGCUAAGGUCAAGCGCAAGCGGCCCCCUCAGCAAGAUUCCAGCAGCGACGACUCCGACAGCGUAACCUCUUCCCUCGUGAAAGGAGACAGUGACUCUAGCUUUCUGCGACGGCGCCCCAAGAAGAGGAACGCGCACGUUCAGGCCACGGAUAAGGGCUGGGACGCCUGGAGAAACAGCAUCAAGGUGCCCCGACGCAGCGAGUCAUUGAUGGGUCAAACGCUGCAGGCGCCACUACACGUCGAAGCAUCCGCUCAGACGGCCGUGAUACCGGACCACGAGCCCGGAUUGGGUUUCAGCGGACCGCCGGCAGUGACGGUGGGGGGGUUCGCGCCGCUCCCGCAAGGGCUUUCGAGAGCAAGUCGAACCAGGUUGAGUCGGCACGGCUUCACCGAUGUCAUGAAGGACACGGUAGACUCCUUUGCGCAAACGUCGGGCUUCGACCCCCUUCGCCGCCAGAAUAUUCCGAUCGACCUCGACCUAGAAGUCACCGACCCCCUGGCCAAGCACGAGGUCACUCUUCAGUUCGCCGCUUUCAGAGGACUUUCAAGCGGAGGCAGCGGCGGUGACCGCACCGACAACAGCAGCCACCGAAGUGUCGGGGGUGGCGCGGAUGUCUGGCACGAGGGAGGCGGGGAUAUGGUGUCGUCAAUGCCGACGUCGCUAUACUUCACGUAUCAGUUCUACACGUGCCUUCCGACGAGGACGGAGCGGAUGUUGCUAAGGCCGGAUGGGCCCAAGGAUAGACUAUACCAGGCGGAAGGCGGGGGGGUGUCUCGGCUGAGCAUCCUGGUGAGGGACGGUCGCUACGGGAGGGACGAACCUUCUCUGGGGCUGCGGCACAGCAUCGAUACAACCAUGAUGCAGCCUUUUGAGGCCCACGCCUUCGCGACCUACAUGGCCGGCAGCACCUUGUUCGUGGACGUUUGGGAUGCGGACGCACUCAUGCACAUAGGGACUCUUGCGAUGCCUCUCCGGGAACUCAUGCGGCAGCAGAAAGGGGUAGUGAAGACGGCAAUGGAGUACGAGAUAGUGGCUAGUACCGCCGCCGCGGACAAUAGCGGGAGCGGGAGUGGCGUGGCUGUGAAGCACGGGGCUGUGGGGAAAGGUCCUGUUGUAGGGCUGAUCCAGGUACGAGCACGUCCCCUCGCGGACACGAAUCCGGAGAUUUUGAAGUACAUGGAGGCUGUUUCUGGCCCUAGUUCCGGCGGCGGAAUGGCCAUUUCAAGCCUGGGGCGGAGAGGAAGGGGCGACCCUGACGCCGACAGCAUGGGAUAUGAUGAGCUAAUGCUGUUGGUGAGGCGAUUCCGAGGAUCGGCGAAAGGCAGGGUUUGGUACUCAGGCCCACUGCUCAAACUCCUCGACGUGCCCGGGCGCAAGCAACUGGAGCAGCGGUUGGUGCGAGCUGUAGAACGUUCGGAAAGGUCUGGUCUUGGCUUAGCGGAGGCUUUCCGAGAAAUGGAUCAGAACAGGACGGGCGAAAUCAGCACACACGAGCUGGAAGAAGUGUUCUGGGGGAUGCUUUCGCCCGGAGAGAUGGCGAGAGAGCACCUGAGAGCUUUGGUGAAGGGCAUGGAUCCGGGCGCAACGGGGAAGAUUGGGCUUAGAGAAUUGGUGACCUUCGUCAGCGCGAGGCAGGGCGGCGGUGGGGUAGGAAAAGCAGCGAAAGCCGCCGAGACGGGCCUGAAAAGAGCUCUUGCUAGGGCGGAGCUCGGGGGCAGCUCGGUGGAGGAGGCAUUUUCCCUUUUGGAUAAGAAGGGGACGGAUUCCGUCAGCCAUGCCGACUUUUGGGAGGCCGUUCGCGACUUGGGAGGCGUGCCGGGGUUGGUGAAGUCGGACCUCGACCCCUUACUCCGGCGUCUUGACACGGCCGGCGACGGAAGGGUGUCACUACCUGCUCUCAUGCGAUGGGCCGAGAGGAAGGUCUUGUCGUCCUCUGCUGUCGAAAACGCGGCCCGAAAGAAGAUUUUCAAGGCAGAAGCAGUAGCGUUGAGAGACGGACAGAAAGGCGCGGUCCCGAUUGAGGAGGCUUUCGCGGCAGCCGGAGACCUCUGCGACGCCAUCAAGGUCCUACGGAACGUGCACCUCACGCCAAGAGAGACGGCGGCCUUGAGCAGGCGGUGCGAAAAAGCCGGGGGAAGAGGAAUCGACGUUCCAGCAGCUCUACUGUUCUUUGGUCGCGACGUUCAUUUGCAGUCCAAACCAUUAGAGGACGUUAUUGAGCCCAGCGGUAGCGUUGGGAGUCAGGAGAACAGGGAGAGCCAGGGGGAGACAUUGCGAGAGAAUCUCCAGCAAGCGGAAGACGAGGAGGAGAGGCUAGCCUCGGAGGUCGAGCGAACGCUGAAAAACAUUGUGAUGAAAGCGGAGAGCAUGGGUACGUCACUCGCUGAAGUGUUCGGGGUUUUCGACAAAGAUGGGUCAGGGUUCAUCACCGCUGCCGAGCUGGAGGAAGGCCUUCGAGAACUACGGGUGUUCGAUGCCGUUCCCAGGGAUCAGGUAAUUUCCUUGGCCAGGAAGCUCAAAAGCUCUUCCUCCUUCUCCGGCCGAGACAAUGGCGUUGACAGCGAACUGGUUGUUAGCGCGGAGGAGUUCGUGCGCUUUGUCGGCGGCGAGUACGAGGUAACCGAGGCCGCCCAAGGCCGACUUCGCAGAGUCCUGCAGCUCGCGGAGGAGAGGGAGGGGGUCACCCUGGAGGCUGCGUUCGGGGCCCUUGACAAGAACGGUACAGGAAGCAUUUCCACAGCGGAUCUAGAAGAAGGUCUUCGGCAGUUGAAGGUGUUCGACGGAAUGUCCAAGGAACAGGCGUCCCUGGCAACCAGGCGUUUCGACCAGAACGGGGACGGUGUCAUUAGCCUCUCCGACUUCUUGGCCUUCGCCGGAAAGCCGUACUCUGCUAACGAUCGGCCUCUGGAGGCCAAGCUUAGGAGAGUUCUGCUCAAGGCUGAAUCGAUGGGCGUAUCUAUGGAGGAGGCGUUCAAGCACUUCGACAAGGAUGGCUGCGGCUCGAUCACCGCACAGGGCUUCUCGACGGGUCUCCAGGAGAUGGGCGUUUUCAAGGAAUUUUCGAAGGAGGAGAUUGUUGAGGUAGUUUCCAGCUUCGGCGGCGACGAGGACGGCGCCGUCAGUCUCCCAAAGUUCCUCCGAUUCCUGGGAAAGGAGUACGGAAGAGGUGCCGAUGGGAAGAGUGGAGGAGCAUGGCCGGGAGCGGGGGGGGGGCGAUCUUUGGCUGGGAGGCUACGAUUGAUCCUCAAGAAGGCUCACGAGCUCGGAACUCCUCUGUCGGCGUCUUUCGAAGGGUUUGGAGCGGACGGGAGCGGCCGCCUGUCCGUUCAGCAGCUUCACGCGGCGCUGAAAGAUAUCGGACAGUUUCGUUGGACGACUCUGGGGGAGGUAAAAGGUUUCAUUCGCCUAUUGCAGGAAGACGAAGCCGAGGUCGACGCCGCUCGUCGUACCUCCUCUUCUGACAGUGAAGUGUUUCUGACCCUGCCGGCUUUAGAAGCGUUUGUCGAGGGUGGCGACGCCUUCCUCGCCCGGAAAGAAAGAGCCGCGCUGGCCCGGCGACAAUCUCAGGAGGUGUUGUUGGCUAAGGAACACGCCGGUGCCGAAGCUGCUGCCGCAAGCCCCACUCAAGCCAGGUCGGGCGCGGCAAGCGCUUCUCGUACCCGAGCCAACUCGUGGUUCGCAGGAGAAAAUACGACUGCCGCCGACGCCGAUGGGAGCAGCGGCGCCUACGGCAAGGGAGCCGAGAACGAGCGGGAGUUGCUGGAACGCUUGAGGGUGGUUCUUGCUAGAGCUGCGGGGAAGGCGAGUCGAGACGGCGAGGACAGUGACGGCUGCGGAGGUGCGAGCCUGGACGAUGACGGGGUGCGGGGGCAUCUUGAUUCGUUCGACGUCGACGGCGACGGGGUUCUGCGGCCGGAGGAGCUCGUGGCCUCUCUUCGUAGCCUCGGCGCUAGAGGCGGAGAGUUUCAUGGACGGAAGGGGGUCAACGCCAUCCUGUCCCUAUUCCGCGACGGAACUGAGAGGCCCGCUGCAGGCGCACAAAUCGGGGCGAGUGUCGUGAAGAUAGCUUGGUGGUUUGCGGAACAGACCAGUUCAAAGACAGCAUCGGCAGGUGCUGCUGCGGAGCAUAGCGGUGGUGAGUCCCCCUCCAAUGUCCGGUCGGGCAUGCUGAGGGGCGAGCCCGGCGGCGACCGUGUGAGGGCGGAGACAAGCCGAGUCGGGGCCGGAGAAGCGCUCCGACGAGCCGUGGGGAUCGCAGAAGCGAAGGGAACGACAAUGGAAAGAACGUUCGCUCGCCUGGACGAUGACGGGGACGGUUUCAUAACGCUAAGGCAGCUGCUUCGGGGAUUGGAUCAGCUGGGCGUAUUUAAGAUGGCUUCUCGCGACGAUGUUCUGGACGCGCUGGACGAACUAGAUGCCGAGCGCCAGUCUAGUCCGCCUUCAAGUGGCCGGAAGGGAGGAGAAUCGAAGCACGGCGGAGGGGACAGCGGCACUGGCGGGGUGGACUUGGUCGCAUUUAUCAGGCUCAUGCGCCACCGGCCGCGUCAAGCCCUAGGCGCGGAGGAGACCAGUGGUAGUGAUAUCGCCCAACAAGAAGAAAAAUCGGCGGAGAAUGAGCAGGAGGCAACGUACGAGUACUCACUAGAUCCGGACACCAAAGCCGCAGAGAAGAAACUGCGCAGGGUGGUCGCAAAACAGGUGUGGGCUGGAACGGGGUCGAUAAGUCAACAGGUCAGGCUCGGUGUAGACGUGGAAGGAGUAUUCCGGCGUCACGAUCCCGACCAAUCUGGGUCCAUUCUUCGGUCAGACUUCGUACAGGCUGUCAUGGAGCUUGGCGUAGGGCUAUUGGAUAGCUCAAACUCACGGCACGGAAACCGUCUGGCCGGCUCGACGAGCACAGCCGACCCGGUUCGAAGGAGACAGCUCGGACAGCUGGCGCGGGCGAAGGGUCCCGUAGAGCGAAGGCUCAUGCGGAUGCGCCAGACCAAGAGGGGGUUUCUCUGCGGGGGUCGGCAAACGGACAGGGGUGUUGGAGAAGCGAAGGGGGAUGAGCACGCCGUCGAUUCGUUUGAGGGGGGAGAUGAGAGUCUAGCACUGAUACAGUGGUAUCGUGAAGGGCAAAAAAAAUCAAUGGUGCGCCACAUUCUUGCGACGUCUCUCACCACCGAGUACAAUCUCUUCUUCGCGUUUGCCAGCCCUCUGUUCUUCGAACACCCUCUUCGGAACCCGUUCAACCACGAGGAGCGGUUCAGAGUAGACCUGGAUGAUCAUCAGCUCCGCGUGGUGACCGGCACGAGCGAAUGGGCAUACCUCCGAAGGCAUGUGUCGCCUUGCGUGGGGGACCUCGGAGACAGUCCCGUCGAGACCGACUUCUUCGACGUUGACCCCCAACGAGGCGUCGAGAUAACCCUCAUGGCCCACGAGGUUGUCUUCAUCCCGUUUGCCUUCCUGUGUCUCGAGCCCCGCGGUCUGACACCCGCGCCCUCCACACCCCCAAGGCCGAAACGGUCUUCGAGGGGAAGGGCGGGCGGCACGGACGAGGGCAGGGCAAGCAGGACAUCGAUGGAGGGGGGAGCAGGGACUGCCGAACGCUCUGUCGUGGUGGCGUUCGUUUCGACAUCCCACGGGCACGUUGUUAGCGUUCUGCAGGUGCACCUACAGAGGAGGGAAUUUGUCGUCAACAGGACAUUCAGAUUCUACCAAAGUGAGGGAGAGAUUCUGAAAAGGUAUGUCAAGGGCUCAACCCCACUUUUUUGUGGCGGCAAUCGAUUCGUGAGCCGGGGAGCUGGCGGGGGGUACGCGGCCGAUGUACCACACUACCCGUUCUAUUGUUCGACUGUGAAAGAUUGGAUGGGUUUCGCUCUCUGCCGCAAGCUACAUUCAGUUUUCACUCGCCCCAUGGCGCUAUACGCACUUGGUCGUGACAACGUUGUUUUAUGCCUCUACUGUAUAUUCUGUCUCGUAGACUUCCCGAAACUUCCGUGUGCAUGGAUAUGCAGGUCCAUCCAACUACUCCCGGGCGGGGCCCCCGAGCACCGUCUCUCCAAGCGCGGCAAGGGAUCCCUCGGCGUGGGGAGGGUCUCGCGAGAACCCUACGGUGUGUCCGAAGAUGGAGGCGCGAAAUACAUACACUGCGUGGAGGAGGCGGAUCACCAACAAGGGGCUGAUGACAAGGGCAGGGCUGGGGGUGGGGUGGUAAUCGAGUGGGCUCGGCGGGCCGCUGCGAUGGGAGGCGGUGCAGCGGGUGGUGACGAUGUCCAGGAGGUGCUCGUGAAGUGCAGGGUCGGACAAUUCCCUUCGCGAAAGGGCUUUUAUUUACUUGUGUAUGACGACCACUACCAGGGAUCGCUGUAUGAAACGUGGCAUGUCAUCGUACAGGCAAGGCUGCGGAUGGAUGUGCACUCCCUGCUUGGGCAGCAGAGCCCUGCCGACCUGAUUGUACGGGGCGACCGUUACAGUCGAAAGGUCCGAGCAUUCUCCUCUUGCCCAGCCGAGGUAUCGUUCGAGCCGGCGAAUGCCUUCCAACUCGUCCCUGGAGCAUACAAUCGGGUGGAAUUACGCUUUCGUCCGCUCUCGACAGGCAGCCGAAAAAUCCAUGUCCACCUCGUCGAUGUGGACUCAAUGGAGAUAGUCGGCGCCUGGCUCGCGACGGCCACCGCGAUGCCUCCUGUGAUCACCAAGUCGUACGACGUUGAGCUUCCACUUGGACGUGCUUGCCAUAAACGCAUAGCAUACUCAAACCCUUGGAACACCACAAGGCUUUUCCGGCUUGCUUCUUCGGACCCAAGGAUUCUCCGGCCGCGUUACGAGAGCCUGGAGGUGGCGGGCGGUGGGACUGGUUUCCUCCGUUUGUGGUUCGCUGCCCCGGGGGGCACCAACGUCAGAAAAGAGGCUUUCCUCUUUGUAAACGAUAGCGAGGGACAAAACGAGGAGUGUCUCCUGAUCUGCAUGCGAGGGGGGUGA